Molecule: messenger RNA, 758 nt
Organism: Neolamprologus brichardi
Lineage: Eukaryota; Metazoa; Chordata; Actinopteri; Cichliformes; Cichlidae
Source: RefSeq, a predicted model, not a curated record
UAGUUACAACAGCCUGAAGAAAAAUUAUGGCUUCACCUACAUCAGGUCCUGAUUUGAGGAUUGUGAUAAUAGGAAAAACUGGUGUGGGGAAGAGUUCCUCUGGAAACACCAUCCUGGGAAAAAAACAUUUCGAAUCUCGUCCCAGUUCAGAGUCAGUGACUAAAACUUGUCAAACAGGUGAAACACAGUGGGAAGGGAGAAAUAUUUCUGUCAUAGACACACCAGGAAUCCUGGACACUCAGAAAUCUGCAGAGAUGAUCAAAAAUGAAAUUAUUAAAUGCGUUGAAGUCUCCAGUCCAGGUCCUCAUGUUUUUCUACUGGUGCUCCAAGUUGGUCGAUUCACCACAGAGGAGAAAAACUCUGUGGAAGCCCUGCAGGAGCUGUUUGGUCCAAAAGCUCAACAUUAUAUGAUUGUGCUGUUCACCCACGGAGUUGACCUUGAAGACCAGGAAAUCCCCAUACAGCAGUAUGUACGUGAAGCCAAAUCAGACAAGCUCAGACAAGUCAUCCACAGCUGUGGAAACAGGUUCCACGUCUUCAACAACAGAAGCAAAGACAGAAAGCAGGUGGAGGAGCUGAUGAAGAAGAUUGAUGACAUGGUGGCAGGAAACGGUGACACAUACUACACAAAUGCCAUGUACAGAGAGGUGGAAGAAAGGAAACAGAGACAAGCUGACAGGGAGGACGAAGAAUACAAGUUCACGAGUCAACUGAUAGAUCAGAUUCUACGUUUUCAUUUAUGUCUUAAAAAAGAAUAA